GACUCUACAUCCUCUUGCAUCGCUCGAGGAGCUGCACUCACUCAAUCCUCUUCUCUCCCCCCCCUCAGCUCUCGCAACGAGUCCAUCUUUGUGACUGAGUGAGUGAGCGAGUGAGUGAGUGAGUGAGUGCAGGUGUGGCAGCGUUGGGUGCCAAUUGACCGGGCUACAGCGACUUGAGCCAUGGCUACGAUGAAGAUUGCUGUGGCUGCGGUCGCGGGUACGCCUGCUGCUGCUGUGGGGACACGCAGCGCUGCUGCAACUGAGACGGCUCGCCUUUGUGCUUCAUCCGCUCAGGGUUUGGGUUUGAGCACAUUUGUGGGUUUGCGAGCUGGAAGCAACGCGUCUCGCGGUGUUACUCCUCGGGUGCGGCCAUUGAAGGCCGAGAACAGCUCCGUGCGAGCUGCUUCGUCUGUGGAGACGGUGGAGAAGACUGAUGUCGCGGUGGUAGAGAAGUCUGUCAAUACAAUCCGGUUCUUGGCUAUUGAUGCCGUGGAGAAGGCUAAUUCCGGACACCCCGGGCUACCCAUGGGAUGUGCUCCCAUGGGCCACAUUUUGUACGACGAGGUGAUGAAGUACAACCCGAAGAACCCAUACUGGUUCAACAGGGAUCGAUUCGUUCUGUCCGCCGGUCACGGUUGUAUGCUCCAGUAUGCCCUUCUUCACCUGGCAGGAUACGACAGUGUCACGACUGAGGACUUAAAGCAAUUUAGGCAGUGGGGCAGCAAGACGCCUGGACACCCCGAGAAUUUUGAGACCCCAGGAGUGGAGGUGACCACCGGCCCUCUUGGAAUGGGAAUUGCCAACGCCGUCGGUUUGGCUUUGGCUGAAUCUAAUUUGGCCGCCCGUUUCAACAAGCCUGACGCAAAGAUCGUUGACCACUACACAUACUGUAUCCUUGGAGACGGUUGCAACAUGGAAGGUAUCUCCAACGAGGCUGCUUCAUUGGCAGGUCAUUGGGGUUUGGGAAAGCUCAUCUGUUUGUACGAUGACAACCACAUUUCCAUUGACGGAGACACUGAUAUCGCCUUCACGGAAAGCGUAGACCGCAGAUUUGAUGCACUCGGAUGGCACACUAUCUGGGUCCAGAAUGGAAACGAUGACUACGAUGCUAUCCGAGCUGCCAUCGAGGAGGCGAAGUCAGUAACUGAUAAGCCCACAAUGAUCAAGGUGACAACCACAAUCGGAUAUGGUUCACCAAACAAGGCCAACUCAUACGCUGUGCAUGGUGCCGCUCUGGGAACAAAAGAAGUAGAUGCAACCCGCCAAAACCUUAAAUGGGACCAUGAGCCUUUCUUCGUUCCCGAGGAGGUCAAGAGUCACUGGAGCAAGCACAUCGAUCUUGGAUCCAAGCUGGAAUCUGACUGGGAAGCUGCCCUUGAGGCGUACUCGAAGUCAUACCCCGAAGAGGCUGCAGAGUUUAAACAGCUGAUUAGCUUGGAAUUGCCAGCGGGCUGGGACACUUCUCUCCCUGCCUUCACCCCUGAAGACGCUGGCGAUGCUACCCGUAACUUGUCUCAAAGGUGUUUGAACGCCUUGGCAAGGACAUUGCCUGGUCUUAUUGGAGGAAGUGCUGAUUUGGCGUCAUCAAACAUGACUUUGAUGAAGAUGUUCGGGGACUACCAGAAGAGCACGCCAGGUGAACGCAAUGUUAGAUUCGGAGUUAGGGAGCAAGCCAUGGGCGCCAUCUGCAACGGCAUUCUCUUGCACAGGAGCGGAUUGAUCCCUUACUGCGCAACCUUCUUCAUCUUUACCGACUAUCUGAGAUCGGCAAUGAGAAUUUCUGCUCUGUCCGAGGCGGGUGUGAUUUACGUCAUGACCCACGAUUCCAUCGGCCUGGGUGAAGAUGGACCUACCCAUCAGCCUAUCGAGCAUUUGGCCAGUUUCAGGGCCAUGCCCCAGAUGUUGAUGUUCAGGCCAGCUGAUGGAAAUGAAACGUCAGGCGCUUACAAGGUGGCCGUGCAGAACAGGACCAGGCCUUCCACGUUGGCCCUCUCCAGGCAGAAACUGCCAAAUCUUGCUGGAACCUCCAUCGACAACGUUGCCUUGGGAGGUUAUAAGCUGUCUUGCAACUCUACAGACAACAAGCCCGACCUCAUCAUCUUGGCCACGGGUUCAGAGCUUGAGAUCGCAGCGAAGGCCGCGGACAUCAUCCGUGGGGAAGGCAAGACGGUGCGAGUGGUGUCGUUUGUGUGCUGGGAGUUGUACGAGGAGCAGAGUGCGGAGUACAAGGAGAGUGUUUUGCCGAAGGCAGUGACUGCCAGGGUGUCGAUCGAGGCUGGAUCAACCUUUGGGUGGGAGAGAUACGUUGGCCUCAAGGGCAAAAGCAUUGGUAUCGACCGCUUCGGAGCCAGUGCCCCUGCUGGCACCCUGUACAAGGAGUUCGGAUUCACCGUAGAGAAUCUCCUGGCGAAGGCGAAAGAAGUGAUGGGUGCUUAAACAUGUUUUGAAGCAGCGGCGAAACGAAUCUGAUAGAUCUGCUGCAGCUGGAUUAAUUACCUACCAUGCAGAAUGUACCGGGAGUUCGUUCUGAUUGCAGAGUCGUACUGGUAUAACUAGUUUGUUGUUUUCGAGCAUAGGCAAUCGUAGCUUUCAGCUGAAGUUGAUAUUGAGGUUUUGUAUCGUAGAUUCCAUGCCCUUCACCCUGGUAGGUUGGUUUAGCCGAUGUGCUGAUGUAUUUGAAAGAAUGUCACAGAUCGCUAUCCUUGCUACUGUACAGUUUGGAGAGAUGGUAGAGUUAGAUACCGAAGUGUAAAUGACCGAAGUUAUCAGCUAUGGCAAUGUUGACAUUCCACUUGUGACACUAUUGAUUGAAUUUUUUUUUGUAUUUUAAACCAUUUCCUAUGAUAUAAAAUAUGUUAAGUGCUGGUUAUGCUA
Messenger RNA from Physcomitrium patens, 2874 nucleotides. Its product is annotated as transketolase, chloroplastic. Gene Ontology annotation, cellular component: cytosol. Gene Ontology annotation, molecular function: transketolase activity. NCBI's taxonomy places the organism in Eukaryota, Viridiplantae, Streptophyta, Bryopsida, Funariales, Funariaceae. Gene Ontology annotation, biological process: pentose-phosphate shunt. The record is from RefSeq and is a predicted model, not a curated record.